AUGACCAAUGUUGAUGUCAAUGAUUCGAUGACAUUAUUACGAAAUUCAAUCGCUUCAGCUACCUGUAUUGAUAAUGUUAAUUUUCGCUGCCAAUUUUUUCGUAUUAUCUGUGAUGAAAAAUAUUUGUUCAUCAAAUCUAUUCAAUCAUUUUUUGAUCGACAAUUUGAUGAUCUAUAUACUAAACUUGUAUCCAAUUCCAUUGUUGAAAACGAUGAUGUAUCAUUGAUGUUUAUGUUAAAAUCACUUCAAUUUUUCUUUAAUUUAUCCAAUCUAAAUCCACAGCAAUUUGAAUUUAAAAAUUUUUCAGAAUUUCAUUCAUUUAUUUUGAAUAAAAAAUAUUACAAAUUUUUAAAUUUUUACAAACUUGAAAAAUCAUUGAAAAAUGAUCAUAUCCAAUAUUUAUUGAAAAGACUAACAAUCGUUUAUACUGCUUUAUUAUUUCGUUGUCUUUCAAAUGACACCGUUCGAAUGAAUGGAAUUCUAAACGAAACAAUGAUUGAUACAAGCUUUUGGAAUCCAUUAUUCGAUCAUAUUGAAUCUGAAUUAUCCGAAUGGUCAUUAUGGAUAUUUUUUCUUGUGUUGAAAGAUGAAAAAUUUGCCAAAAAUUUAUUCUGCACCAUAUCAACAAAACGACAAAUCAUUUUUCUUGAUAUCUGUAUGGAAUUUAUUGAUGAUGAAUGCCGAAAACAUGAAAAAAUUUCGAUGAAAAAUAUUGAAACCAUUGAACCUGAUGAUUGUCUUAAUCUUUUCGGUUGUCAAUUAUGUCCGUUACCAAAAGAAUUUAUUGAAUUUAUUAAUCAAUUAUUUCAUCAUCAAAUCAAUGAAUAUUUUUUAAAAUCAAAUUUCGACGAUAAUUCUCAUCAUGAUGAUUUGUUGGUUUUUACAAAAAUUUCGUCAUUUCUUUUAAAAAUUAUUUCAUUUCAAUCAUAUGCUGAAAUUUUGAAAAAACAGGAUUUAUUUGAAAAUUUACUCGAUAUUUUAUCAUGUUUUCAUACAAUGAGCAAUGAUCCUGAAUCCAUAUUCUACACACAAGAUCUUCGAACAAGUGGCCAGCAAAAAUCAUCAUUGGUUGAAAAUCAACCAAUUUUCGGUUUCAAACGAAAUAUAAUUGGAUUAAUUGCAAAUUGUCUACACGAAAAUUUUCAUGCACAGACACAACUGAGAACAUCAGGUCGAUUUAUAGCUUUAUUAAAUUCAACCAAAAUAGAUCGUAAUAAUCCAUUUAUUUUACAAUGGACAAUAUUUGCCAUACGUAAUGCAUUGAAAGAUAAUAUAGCAAAUCAAGAAUUCGUACGAAAUCUGCAAAAACAAACGGAAAUUUUUGAUAAUGAAAUUUUCGAUAAAAUUAAAUUUAUUCGUUAAUGUUAUUAAAUAAAUAAAAUUCGUUGGUUUAUUAUUUAAAUCGAAUAUUCAUUCAUACAAGUAAUGUUGUUUGGAUUGUUUCAAAUCGAACGGAAAUGUC
Dermatophagoides farinae (American house dust mite) is the source of this 1462-nucleotide messenger RNA. The record is from RefSeq and is a predicted model, not a curated record. NCBI's taxonomy places the organism in Eukaryota, Metazoa, Arthropoda, Arachnida, Sarcoptiformes, Pyroglyphidae.